Molecule: messenger RNA, 1599 nt
Organism: Paramecium octaurelia
Lineage: Eukaryota; Ciliophora; Oligohymenophorea; Peniculida; Parameciidae
Source: the annotation of a GenBank genome assembly
AUGAAUUUGAAUAUUCUUACUAACAACAGCGAUUAUCUUUAAGUUGUAGAGUUGACUUUAACUUCAUAAGUCUAGUUGGAUGAAGCAGCAAAUUUCGAAGAUAUAAUAGCAUUCACUAUUACAACUUAAACUCAAUACAAAUUAGCAGUCAUUUGCAUCUCAAAUAUAACAAUUUAAUAAAGCAAUCCUAAAAUAUUAAAUUUAAAUUGAAUUCAUUGAACCAGUAUAAAACCUUAUUUUAGAAGUUUUUAUACAAAAAAAUUACAAUAUAUAACUCAUUUAAAUUGGGGUUAAAAGAAAAUGAAAAAAAAAAUUUAUCUAAAUGCACUCUUUGUGCUUUUAGAAACCACUAAGUAGUAGUUAAGUAAUGUAGUUUAACUUAAUAGUGCAAUGAUGUAUUCAAUGGUUGGUGUGGCAAGUUUAGCUUUAGUAACUGGAAAUGCAAUUGUAUUUUUUAUUUUACUCGAUUUAUUAUAAUCAGAGAUUUUUUUUUGUAAUACUUAUACUAUGAACUCUUUGCAACCAAUAUUAAAUUAUUUGAAAGUAGAUUAGUUAUUGAAAGAAUUAAAUGGAAAAGUAAAUUAGAUUAGGUUAAUAGUAACUUAUAGCCAGACUACGAGAUCAUUUUUAAAGAGCCAUUCAAUGCAAAAAGCUGCUAUUUUACUGUCCUUGCCUCUAUUUUAACCUAUUUACUUUAUUGCUUUAGUUCAAAUACUUUAGGAAAUUUUAUAUUAAAAUGGCUUAAAAAUAUCCAGUAAUUACUAAAGUCAUGAAAUUUAUCCUUCGAUUUAAAAAAUAUGUGUAGAAAAAGUUUAAAAAUUAAAAAUUGAUAUUUUCAUUAGGAAUUUUUCAAGAUUAUUAGGCUAUUCUACUUUAGUUAACUUUUAGUGUAUUGUUAUAAUAUCCCAAUUACAGAUUGAUUCUCUAUUUGAAAUUCUCAACACUAUCUAUACUAUAUAGGUUUAGGGUUCAUUUUAAUAUCAAACUUUCCAUUAUUUUCAAUUACCACAAUAAAUAUAAAAAUUAUAAAAUAUUGAGGUACUUCUAUUCAGAAUCUAAAACUGAAUUUUUGAAAGGUUAAUUUAAGUCUUUACAAAUUUUUAUUCUUUAUUUUCAAUAUUACAGAAUUAAUCAAUUAUCCAGUAUCAUAAUCAAUCCUACUUCUAUGCAAUCAUUUUUCUUUUUGAUGUAUUUAAUUAGAUUCAAACCCUUAAAAUCUCUUUUUGAACCCACUAAAUUAGUUGUAAUGAGAUUGUAUUUAUGAUUAUUAUUUAUAGCUUUGAAUUCAGUUAAGAACUUUUAUUCUAAUUGGUUGGAUUCAUGUUACUCUGUUUUGUGCUAUUAUAAAAUUUAAUUUAUUUAUAGAAAUACUCUAAUAAAUCAAAGCAAAAGUAUGAGACUUACUUAUUAAAAAAACAAAAAGAAGAAAGUGAGUUGGGAUCUAAAUAGAAAUUGUGUAAUUUGCAAGGAUUUUCAUUAAAAGAGUAUGAUUAAUAAAUAUAAAAUGAGAUGUAAUUGUAAUUCAGUAAGCCUCAAUUAAAAUUCUUUAGAAUGUAAUUACUUUGUUAGUUUUAAUUACUACCCUAAUUAUUUUUUUGA